AAUAGGAGCGCUCGGUGCAGGUGACGUCAGCGCGCUCGCUCCAAAACAUUCAGGGUCUCGACGGUUCCGGCGUCCGUGUAAAUAAAAAGAAGAAUAUUCAUCCGCUAAUGGAGGAGAGCGUCCACGCCAAAGCCGAGCCCGACCCCUCCGCCCCGUCACGCGUCAAGAGGCCCGACGCGGCCCUCUACGUUCCCAAAAAGAAGCAGCCCCCGUGCAAGGAGAAGCCCCCAUCCGAGGGUGAGCAGAGACCCAAACCCAGGCCUCGCUACACCGACAAAUCCCGGCGCUACAACUCCAAAAACAAGAAGGACAGAGGGGGCGGGGAGAAGAAGGAAGAAUCGGGGGUUUCGAACGGCGACGGAGAAGGAGACGAAAAGCGGGACGCAGACGUCUCGACCGAGUCGGGGCCGAAACUGAAAGAGGAGGAGAAUAAGGAGGAGGAGAACGAGGAGGAGGAGAAAGAGGAGGAGGAUGGUGACAACUGGGAUGCUUUAUUUGCAGAUGACGGAGAAUGUCUCGACCCGCAUCUUCUAGAAGAGGAGGCCGGCCGCAAGAAGACGUCCGUCCAGGAUCCGCGCUUCGACUACUACAGCUGGUCCCCGGAGGACGAGGAGGUGGAGCUCCGGGACGACGAGCUGUCGCACAUCGUGGAGAUCUACGACUUCCCCACCGAAUUCAAGACCGAGGACCUGAUACGGGCCUUCGGCUCCUACCAACAGAAAGGGUUCGAUAUAAAGUGGAUUGAUGACACUCACGCUCUCGGGCUCUUCUCCAGUCCUAUAGCAGCGCGGGACGUCCUGAGGACCAAACACCCCAUGCUGAAGGUCCGACCCCUGUCUAAAUCAUCCUCCGCCACUAAAGCUACAGCCCGGGACUCGUCAGACUACCUCCUCCCGGCUAAAGAGCGACCCCAGACCAGCGCCACUCUGGCCCGCCGCCUGGUCGUCGGCGCCCUGGGGGUGAAGAGCACGGUGACCCAGGAGCAGCGCGAGGCCGAGAAGAACCAACUCCGCCAGGCCAGAGAACAGAAACGACUGGCAGCCAAGCAGAGAGAGGACGCCUGGGAGGGGAAGUGAAGUGCACGAGGGGGGGGGGGGGGGGG
This is a messenger RNA of Trichomycterus rosablanca, 1102 nucleotides long. RefSeq names its product R3H domain and coiled-coil containing 1-like (gene r3hcc1l). The transcript is spliced from 7 exons. The record is from RefSeq and is a predicted model, not a curated record. Bases 108 to 1076 code for a protein of 322 amino acids. NCBI's taxonomy places the organism in Eukaryota, Metazoa, Chordata, Actinopteri, Siluriformes, Trichomycteridae.